This is a messenger RNA of Coprinopsis cinerea okayama7#130, 1500 nucleotides long. RefSeq lists its product as hypothetical. The record is from RefSeq and is a predicted model, not a curated record. The coding region runs from base 1 to 1500 and encodes 499 amino acids. Lineage: Eukaryota; Fungi; Basidiomycota; Agaricomycetes; Agaricales; Psathyrellaceae. The transcript is spliced from 4 exons.
AUGCCUAAAGCAUACGCAAAGCUAAAGGCCAAAGAGAUCGCGGGAAACCUAUUGAACAAGUUUGCCGAGGUCCUCGACAAGAAGGACGAUGACGAGGAGAAACCUCCUCCUCCGCCACCGAAACCUUCCUCGUUUUCCCCUAUUGCGUCUGGAUCUUCCAGCCUGAUGGGAGCCGCUCAUAGUCUCGUCGAUUCGUUCAAUACCUUGAAGAUCAGACCUUCUGCGGAUACCCCAGCCGCUGCAGGUGGUUUCGUUGGAGGAUUUCAUCCUGGUUAUUCUCUCCCUGGAAACUCUGUGUCUCCUCCUCCUCUUCACCAUGCCUCGUCCGCCCCACCUCCUACAAUGCCCGCCCCUUUCGUGCCACCCGCUUCGCCCCAGCAGUCGUUGACUAUGCAAAUGGCGCUUCGUCCAGAACUUGACACUGCACCCCCAAGGCCGUCUUCUGCUCCAAUAACGUCACCCGUUCAAUCUCAGGCCAAUGCACUUGCUACUCCUUCUAAGCCUAAACCCAAUGCAAGCAAGCCCUCCGCAUCUAAGCCUAGUGCAAAACCUUCAACGCCGCAGCGCCCCUCGAAACCACAGGCGACCUCUUCGGGUAGUUCUUCCACACCUUCUACGCCCAAUGGAAAGGAGCCCAAGGAAGGACAAGUCCAAUGUUCCGGGACAACGAAAAAGGGGGAAAGGUGUACGCGUAUGGUCAAAACUUCCCCAGCUCUUUCGUCAAAGAUAGACUGCGACAGUGAUGAUGAAGCACCUUUGGAAGCUUUUUGUUUCCAACAUACCAAAGAGAUAUUGCAGGGCCCUUCCGGGUGCUAUGCCCGCAAGAAUGGGGAGUGGUUUGAAUUUAAUGGCACGUAUCUAACCUAUUAUCAAGCCAAGCCGUCUAACAGCUUCAUAGACUGGAUACCAGCAUAUCUUUCACAUGAGACUCAGCUGUCACUUCGGAUUGAAAUGGAGCGUGCUCGAUCCCUGUCUGAUGUCGAUGGCUACAUCUACACUUUCGAAAUCCGAGAUGACGACGACAGUGACACGGUCAAGCUCAAGGUUGGACGGGCAGUGAAUCUUACCAAACGGAUCGACGAAUGGUCAAAACAGUGCGGCUCCAAAGAACAGGUAUUGCGCGGGUACUACCCGCAUCCGGAAGAUGACCACGAUGCGCAGACAAGCCUUAUGAAAGGCAGAGUGAGAGCUGGCGAGAAGGCACCUUGUUGUCAUCGAUUGGAACGUCUGAUUCACCUAGAGCUGGCCGACCUGGCCCUCACACAAGUCUACUUGGACCCUGAAUGGCCUCACAUUGAAGUUGACCCCUCUCCGACGCCAUCGUCUGGGAAAAGAAAUGCCUCAAAGAAGGUAGACCGUUGCCCUGACUGCGGAAGCAUGCACAAAGAGAUUUUCGAAUUCCGACGGUGGUCAUCUGGGCCCAAUAAAAACAGGGAAUGGGAGAACAUCGUGAAGCCGGUUAUCGAACGGUGGGGAAAAUUUGUAGAACUGUAUCUAUGA